Messenger RNA from Penicillium robsamsonii, 2913 nucleotides. RefSeq lists its product as uncharacterized. Gene Ontology annotation, cellular component: RNA polymerase I core factor complex. Gene Ontology annotation, biological process: nucleolar large rRNA transcription by RNA polymerase I. Gene Ontology annotation, molecular function: RNA polymerase I transcription regulatory region sequence-specific DNA binding; RNA polymerase I general transcription initiation factor binding. Lineage: Eukaryota; Fungi; Ascomycota; Eurotiomycetes; Eurotiales; Aspergillaceae. The coding region runs from base 1 to 2913 and encodes 970 amino acids. The transcript has 3 exons. The record is from RefSeq and is a predicted model, not a curated record.
AUGGAUGAAUAUCCAGGCAGUGCUCUCCACUAUGGGCACGUAGGACGGGCAGUCUACCUUCCUGAGGAGGAGGACUGGACAUUUACUCGCUCUUUUGAUAGGCCUCCAUCCAUCCAGUAUACCGGAGUGACCAAGACAAAAAUUCCGUCACCUUUUCCUCCAACCAAAGCUCGACCAAUACCCAGAGUACCCCAGAAAAACCCCAGGAAAGUGAUCACAGGAGCCCAUCCUGAUCUGGCGGCAUCAUGGUCUUCCAUUCGCGAUGAACCUUUGUCUAAAGCUGUUAUGAAUACUGUCGAGCAUUAUGAUCCAGAGAUCUCUGCGCUUUUUGAUGUCGGUUAUGCGGUGGAUCAAAGGCGUCAUGACAAAAGGCUGCGCUCAGUUCCAAUUGCGGUGGCUGUGACCGGAGAAUGUCGUAAUAUAAUCUCAUUUCGAACCCUGGAGGAGGAAAUUUUGGAGUUGACCUCUCCAAAGAAGUUAGCAUUUCGUGCUCCAUCAAUCAAUGACGCUGAAAUGUCUGAAUGGUCUAAGGAUGGUGCGCCGAUACGUCAAGUACACUUUGCACGCCCCUUGGAGGAGAAGCCCGUGUUCAUGGCCGCUCGUCUCUCCAAAGGGACUACAAUAUUCCGACCUCUUUACCACUGGGAUCCUGCGCCUAUGCGCUUACCGGAAGGUGGUAUGCCGGGAUACGCUGCCCCCUUAAAAAACUCUCGGCUAGAUGCGAAUCCAAUCGUGGAGAUAUCUGCGUCGCGAACAGGUGGCGUCUCACAUGCCGAUGUGACAUUCAACCCCUGGUAUCAGAGACAAUUCGCCAUUGUAGAUACCAGAGGCAAGUGGAGUGUUUGGGAGAUCACCGGCAGGCAGCGACUCCAGCGAGCCACUUGGUCUACCGAGCUUGUCAAAUCAGGCUCGUUACCCUUGCGGGAUUAUAAGCGGAAACACAGUUGUCCUCGGCUUGAUGGCUGGGCAUCUAUCGAGUGGGUCCAUAAUGUUGGAUCGGUAGUUGUCGCCAAUCGUCGCAGUGUCAUAAUCUAUGCCAUCACAGAUGACCAGAUUCAACCACGCACGGUUGAGCUGGGAAUGGCAAAGCAAUCUGAGUGGGUUUUGGGCGUUCAGAGAAACACACGCAAGCCAUCACAGUUCUGCGUUCUGACGACAACUCGAAUAUUGUGGUUUGAUCUCGGAGCACUACCAGGCGAAGAUGAUACAAGUCUUUCUUUAUAUCCUCAAGUGUCCUGGAGGCACUUUCGAGACCCCGAAGACACGACUUUGCAACUUAGCGAUGUAGUCGUAUACGAAGAUUUGUAUCUUGUUCUGUAUUCUGGGAUCACUCGGCUGGUACAAGUAUUCCCAUGUCCCUUUAUAUCCGACGAUCGGACUGAGUCUAUAUCUGUACCCGAUCCCUGGGUGUUAGAUGUGCCCCUGUUGGCGGAGAUACCGCCCACUAAACGUGAUUCUGUCGUGCGAUUCUCGAGAUUCGUGUUUAGAGAGAUUGCGCACUCCGUUACACCCAUGGGUAGAAAUUUCUAUGACGCCCACUUGCCAUUGAUCAAGCUUUUCUGGAUGGAUUCCGAUUUUGCCGUUCACGAAUCUACUUUCACAGGUCCACGCGGAGAUCUAGACGAGCCGGACUUGUACCGUGAAGGUAGUACCUUGCGGUUGAGAAGGCGUUAUGCUCCGACAUCAUACAUCAGACCCACUGAUGACUUUCUUGUGGAUGAUUGGGACGAAUCAGCGACACAGCAAACGAUUGUUCGUCGUUGCAAGCCCAAAAUGUCCCGCGUCAAUCCAAGGUCAGCCUUGCAGUGGACCUUGGAUUUUUCUGGCGUCUACCAAAUAGCGAUAGGGAAAAUGGAAAUUCGUCAGAAAAAGCAAAAGAAGAGACAAAAUUCGAGGCCAAGGACACUUGCUGGGUUGAUGGCAAUUUUACAAGACGAAAUGAAGAAUGGAUCGAAGCGACCUCCAGGCAGGACCUUGGUGGAAUUGACCGGCAGGAGAAUUUUGGCAGAGGGCCUUGAUGAAAGUGCAGAUGAUGUGAAACGACUCAUUUCAGCACUCGUGCCCGAACACCCGAACCCUGACGCUCAUUGUCGGUAUAUGCUUCUGCCGCUCCCACUCCCAAACAGGGGUUAUGGUAUGCCAGCCAGAAUAUCAGGGAAACCAGGCAGGGAUCUUCUAAAUACCUAUGAUCAAAUGGUCGAUGAUUGGAUGUCGACCCUGCCUCGUGUCAUCCCCGUGCAGACCCGACUCAUGAAAGAGAGAGUCAUUCGGGGAGUUGCUGCUGAUCUCAUCCUUUCACGCCUAGUCAAAAUGUCUACUUCGCUAGAUAGCGCUAUGCUGUCCAAGCCCGCAGAUCCCGUCCAAGACAGAGCAAAUGAGAAAGCCGCGGCACAUAACAAAUACCUGCAAUCGACCUACUUCGCAUUAUUAUCAUCACAGAUGUCUGGUAGCCAGUCAAAGGCCAAAAGCCGAGGCUUUGAAUCCAGACGGGAGAAGAUACCAGUCCAGCAAUCCAAGUACACCGCAGUCCCAGUCUUUGGUGGUCUCUCAGCCUUUGUCAAAUUCAAGACUCCUCCACGCCCACCACGACGAAAUGCGGCAAACCUCCUCUCCCACUGGCCGGUGGGAACCAACCCCAAACACUAUGAAUGGGAGAGGAUCGAAGACGAGGAGACGCGGAAUUCAAAGGCACGCACGUCCAAGAACAGACGAAAGAAGCGCUCCCAGACUCGUGACCAAUCCCUCCCUCCGACUCCGGCAGUUCCUAUGGUCCGAACAUGGGGCAGUCAGCCACUCGCGCCUUCUCGCAUCAACAGUAGUCAGCCCGAUAUGUCAAUGACUCAGAUGGAGCGAGGAGUUUUUGGAACCCGUGCACUCAAGAAACCGAAAAAGAAGAGACAAGCAGGAUUUUAG